AUGAAGAAGGAGAUUAAGAAGCGGAGGCCACGAGAUAUAACUCGUGUUGGAUGCCCUGCAAAAUUAUUAAUUGCACUAGACCGGAACACCGGGCAGUGGUACGUGAAGAAUUUCAUCGAUGAGCACAACCAUCUGCUGGCUCCAACCGACCUUGGAUGCCUGCUGCGUUCACAUCGAAAAAUCAGUGUUGCGCAGAAAGCUGAAAUUGUGGAGCUGGGGGUUGCUGGGAUCCGCAAACACCAGAUUUUUAAAAUUAUGGAAAUGCAGUAUGGUGGAUAUGACAAGGUUGGCUAUACAUCAAGGGACUUGUAUAAUUUCUGCCAUCUCUAUAAGCAGGAGAUAAUUGCUGAUGGUGAUACUCAAACAGUCAUCAGUCACCUGAAGGGACAUCAAAACAGAGAUUCUGAGUUCUUUUUCAAGUACAUGACUGAUGGGAAAGGACACGUGCAGGGAAUGUUCUGGUGUGAUACUCAAUGUAUGCUUGAUUAUGCAGCAUUUGGUGAUGUCAUUGUAUUUGACAGCACCUACAAAACAAAUCGGUACAACCUGCCCCUUGUGCCUUUUGUUGGGGUGAAUCACCACUACUGCACAGUUAUUUUCGGAUGUGGAAUUAUUUUUCAUGAGAAUACUGAGUCAUAUGUGUGGCUACUGAAAAUAUUUACCGAAGCUAAUGCUCAAAAGCAUCCUAUUUCCGUGAUCACUGAUGGAGACCUUGCUAUGCAAAGAGCAAUCAGUGUGGUGUGGCCGAAUUCACCGUAUAGGCUAUGCGGAUGGCACAUUGAGUUGAAUCUAGUGCGCAAUGUUCACAAUGAUACACUGAAGGGAUUGAGGAGCAACCAACAGAGUGAGAGCAUGAACUCUAGGCUUCAGAUGAAUCUGGAUGGUAAAAUGACCCUGUUAGAAAUGGUACAAUGCUAUGAGACCUGCUUUACAAAGGUGCGCAGAAAUGAGGUGGAUGACGACGCUAAAGCACUGCAAUCUGCACCAUUCACAGAACCUGAUGCUUCAGUUCUUGAGAUAAACGCAAAGGAAAGGUUCACACCAAAUGUUUUUAAGGCAAAGGUCCAGUUCAGCGUGGAAGCAGCCAAGAAGUGUUCUCUGAUUGAGAUUCUAGAUGGCGAUGAUACAACUGAGUAUAUUGUUGGAAGGAGAGAUAGAGACAUCAUGUACUAUGUGAAAUGUGAAUUAACCGAAGAGGCCAAUCUGAAGAGAAUUUUCUGUUCUUGUCAUAAGUUGCAAUCCCUUGGAACCCCAUGCUCACACAUCUUCUUUGUAUUGGGCCUCCGGGACGAGAGCAAGCUUCCAGAUUGCUGGUGGACUAUGGGGGCGAAGCGUGCAUUUCCGACGAUAAGGAAGAGCACCAUGUAUGACUAUUCCCCUACUCUACUAAGGUUCCGUGAGCUACACAAUCUCAGUCUUGCUGCAGCCUUCGUAGCAUCUCGUUCACCCAAAGCAUAUGAGCGGACCAAACGUGUCCUUGAAUAA
Molecule: messenger RNA, 1485 nt
Organism: Panicum virgatum (switchgrass)
Lineage: Eukaryota; Viridiplantae; Streptophyta; Magnoliopsida; Poales; Poaceae
Product: protein FAR1-RELATED SEQUENCE 5-like
Exons: 2
Coding region: 1-1485 (494 amino acids)
Molecular function (GO): zinc ion binding
Source: RefSeq, a predicted model, not a curated record